Messenger RNA from Musa acuminata AAA Group (dessert banana), 2169 nucleotides. Its product is annotated as transcription factor SPATULA-like. NCBI's taxonomy places the organism in Eukaryota, Viridiplantae, Streptophyta, Magnoliopsida, Zingiberales, Musaceae. Gene Ontology annotation, cellular component: nucleus. The transcript is spliced from 8 exons. Gene Ontology annotation, molecular function: protein dimerization activity. The record is from RefSeq and is a predicted model, not a curated record. The coding region runs from base 768 to 1805 and encodes 345 amino acids.
AUGAGUUCCAGUGAGAAGGUGAAGGAAUUGUUUUGGCGUUCCAACUCGAUGGAGGAAGCAGAUGAUUCCGGGAUGCAAACAAAGUUGCGUCUUUAUCCACCGACCUGUAGACAGACGGCACAAAUGACUUUAAAGAUUGGAUAACCGCAUGGCAACCAAUCCACAGUAGGGCACAGAUGGGCUAUUUUGGCUGAAUCCAUUGAAAUGUAUCUGACGUCAAAUAAAUAUAUCAUUACAACGACAACAAAGCAGCGAGGGGGGGGGGCUCAGAUUAGGAUGAUGAGCGAUGAUGGCACCCGAGACUUACCACUGGCAGUUACGCGAUUGAGUGGGACAGACGACUCAUUAAAUAUAUUAAUGCCGUCCACCCGUCCACGCCCUUCCAACACACAGAGAGAAAGAAAAAAGAAAGGGGGGAGCAAAGAGAUGCAGCAGCAGAGAUAAGAGUCAUCAUUUGCUCAGUACUUUACGCCUUUUGCAGAAGCCAAACAUUAAAGAAAGAGAAUAGCCAGCUGACCCACAUAAACACACACAUACACACCCCUCCCCCUAUAAAUGCCCUCCAAAUUAGUAUGUUUGGAAUGCGGGCUUAAACCUUGUGCAGUGUUGGUGUGGUGUCACAGCAUGUACUCGCUCCCACUCCAGUAAUGAGCAGAGCUCCGCUUGGUUUUGCCUGAGAGGAAGGGAGAGAAAGCAACCGGGGCAACCUCUUCCUGCUCAUCUCGCCCUCUCGCUCCUUCCGCUGGUUCAGAAUCUUCUGGCGCGUGAUGGAUGCUCACAGCAGAAGCCUCUGCAGCGGCAGCAGCGGCCACGCUUAUUACCAGGGGAAUCAGGAUCAGAUCUCCUUCUUGCUGGGGCACCUUUCGCCCACUUGUUCUUCCUACCCUUCUUCGGACUUCCCACUGGCUGGUGCGGAGGAUGGCUUUGGGGCUGUUGGGUCCUCCCUGCUACAUUCCAGGAUGAAGUCUCCGGAUCAAGAUUUGGACUCUCUUGACUGUGAGAUCGAGGUGUCCGAGGAGCCCCCAAAGCUGGCUCCGGCUCGGACUUCCAGCUCCAAGAGAAACAGGGCUGCAGAAGUGCACAACUUGUCCGAGAAGAGGAGGAGAAGUAGAAUCAAUGAGAAAAUGAAGGCUUUGCAGAGUCUGAUUCCCAAUUCCAGCAAGACAGACAAGGCUUCGAUGCUUGAUGAGGCCAUCGAAUAUCUCAAGCAAUUACAGCUCCAAGUACAGAUGCUUUCGAUGAGGAACAGCCUAAGUCAACAUCCAAUGUUCUUGUCUGGAGGUUUGCAGCCUUUGCAAGCUUUGCCAAUGGGUAUUGAUUUUGGUCUGGGUGCCAACAGAGCAGUGACCGCUGUAGGCAUGCUGCCCCUAAACCAAGUAUCAUCUGUUCCGAACACGUUUGAUCUGUCACCGUCGUCCAAUCAAUCUGCUUCCAUACCAAGUGUUAUCAAUAUUACUAAGCCAGAGACUCCAGUUGCAAUGGAGCCAUCGCAGUCCCACCAUGGAUCUUUUCUAUUGCCUGUGUCCAUCGAGGAGAUUCUAACACAAGAAAUGAUAACACAACAGCAGCCAGAUACUAGACAUUCUCCAAGGAACCUCACAGGUGAAUCAUCAAAGACUCCACCUCGCUUUUUCAACAUAGAAAAUGAGGUGAAUUCCAUGGCUGCCGAUGCUGCCCAACAUCCCGGAGGGCAAGCAUCAUCCUCAGUGGGUGCAGACCAUGUUGCCGAAUGCAUGUUAGGUAGAGUCAGGUUGCAAGAUGAGCCAUCAGAAAAGGAGGAAUUCAUCCAGCAAUUGCGUCGGUAAUUUCAAAUUUCUGUCACUUUCAUGCCUGGAAAUUUUUGGUGGUGAUUCCUUCAUUCGCUCUGACCUCAACCAGCUUAUAAGCACAGGGAAAAAAUUUCCCCCAGUGCUCAUUGCAAAGAUGCAGUCUCUCAAAGAUUUUGAGGUGCACCAGUUUGGCUGUUGAAUGCUUUGCAAACCCUUAUUAUUUGCACUUGGAAGUUGUAAUGAGGCCUUGACUCGUCCAACCCUUUUGCAAAUGUUUGAUAGAAGUAACCUGGACAUCUGUGUUCACUUGUAAGCAGCAGUUAUUCAUAGGAGGAUAGAUAGAAACAACGGCUACUGGAUUGACCACAAGGAAUAAUACCAUAUUUCAUUGCUAGAGUAA